AUAAUCACCUAAAUUAAAUUAAUUAAAAAAUUGUCCAGGACACGUGUUAUGUGAACAUUAUGAAACAAAUAAGCACUCUUUAAAUAAAUAUGGCUGUAAGGAUUUUUAAAUAGAAUAGUUCUGCAAACAUUUCACAACUGAACAACAACCAAAUUAACAAUUAUCAUAUUUAUUGACUUUAUUAUUAAUGUUAAAAUUAUUGAUAAUAGUUAACGCAUGCGCAUGUUGAUUCAGGUAUGAAACGUCCCUCAACGCUCGCCGCACAACCGCAACCUGGAAAUCACGCACGCGUGUGGGGAAGACGAAACGUGAAGUGGCAUAAGUUUCUUACGGAUUGCUAUGCUGCAUCCGUUUAAACGUCUGCAAAGGGGGAUUUACAAGAAACUUUUGCUCCACUUAGGCAGUCCUGGAGUUUCCACAUAGCCUAAGAAGUAACGUUAAUUAAGACAUUUCUAUGGAUCUGACACUUUGGGACAUCUAGCGAUUUAGUAGGAGUAACUUAUUAUAUUGCCAUUCUUCAAUAAGCGAUUGAGAUGCAGGGUGACCCUGUUUAUGACUACCCUGAAAUUAAGGCUGUGGGAGACAGGCGGGCGUGUCUACAGAGAGGAUCAUUGAAGAGCAUCAGUGUAUUGGACCGACUCUUGCUCACUCACCCCGUGUGGCUUCAGCUGUCCAUAAACUCAGCAACAGCUUUACACAUCCUGCAACGUGAGCCCCCCGGGACCUUCCUGGUGAGAAAGUCCAGUACAUCGCAGAGAAAAAUGCUGUGCGUUCGACUGGCAGAUGACAGCAUGCCAUCUUUCUUUAAACAGUUUCUCAUCCAAGAAGAGGACUCUGCCUUUUCUUUAGAAAGCUCAGCUAUCAAUUUCCCAGACCUGUGCAGACUCAUUGCCUUCUACUGCGUGAGCCGGGAUGUCCUUCCAUUCACCCUGGAGCUGCCUGACGCCAUAGCCAGGGCUUCCUCACAGAAACAACUAGAGUCAAUCUCUCACAUGGGUGUGGAGUUCUGGAGUUCACACUUAAAUGUUCGUGGUCCUCGUAAUGGACCUCCCGUCGCUGACAAACCGCUCCCCCCACUUCCGAACCCACAAGACUGCUCCACACCCAGUAACGCAAACCCCACCCCAUUCCAGGAGCUGUGUCCUAUUAAAACAAGGGGUCCCCAUGAAUUGAAUUAUGGUGGAGGGAAGGGUUUGUGUUUCAUCAAUCCUCUUUUUCUAGAAGACUACCCCGGUCGUAGCGCCAUCAGCAGGCGUCAUCACUUCAAAUCCAGCCUGAAGGUUCGUGUUUCGACUGAGCAUUCUAGCCCCCUAUCACCACCUGUUCUCCCUCCCCCUCCACCACCAUUACUGGCUAAAGCCAAAUGCAAAGCAAGAUUAAAAGCUGCAAAGCAGAUGACCCCACCUGUUGCAGUUCAAGUGAGCGAGAAGACAGAAACUGCCGACUACCUGCAACCUUGUGUGGUAUUACGGAAAACGGCCUCCCCUGUAGGCAUACCUACUCUUUCACCUACUGCUGAGGAAGACUACCAAUGCCCUAAAGCAUUUCAGAAGGCCCACCCAGAAACCCUGGAGCAGAAAAGACAGGAGGAAGAAGAUGAAGAGGACGAAGGGCUGGUGCUGGAACAGCGACACGCGCCAUCCCUUAGUGAGCUGGACAGCAGCAGUUCCCUCAGUAGCCUCGACGAGCCAGAGGAAAGUCCAGAGCGUCCUUCUCUCACACGAGGCACAAGCAAUCCCAUCAUGCCCUGUCGAUCACCACCCCGCAGGUCAAUUUCUGCCCUCCGCAAAAUGAGCGCCGCCUUCAUGUCUUUCUUCGUGCCGGAGAAGCGCUUGACGCGGAUGGUUGAGGACCUGUCUCGUGACCGCCGCAUGGCGUUCGGCGCCCUCGUCCAGGAUUUUCUGAGGCAGCAGAGAGAGACGUUAAAGCGCCAGCGCUUGACCUUUGCCGUACAGCUACUUCAAGAUCUGCGCCUCUUCAUUAAUCAGGCCAAGGCGUUCCUGCAGGAGUGCGGAGAGCUUGAACCGCCCAUAGAGACUCUCCUGCCUGAAAAUGAGAAAGACCAAGCCCUGGAGAAAGCCAUGUUUCGCUGUGUGCUGAAGCCCCUGAAGCCUCAGAUCGAUGCAGCACUGAAGACCCUACACAAACAAGACGGUUCCUUCCAAAGAAUGGAAGACAGCUUGCAAAGAGCUAAAGGAGAAUCGCCACAAAAGCUCUUCGGGGUGCGGGUGAGCGUACCCGACCCCCAGGGCAUUGAGAAAAUUAAGCACAAGCUAACCCUAAUGCAGCGGGCUUACUCACCCAUCGACAAAGUGCUGCUGCUUUUGCAAAUCUGCAAGCUUAUUUACAAAGCCAUGAAGAACAAAUCAGGUCAAGAGUUUGGAGCAGAUGACUUCCUGCCUGCUCUUUCCUACGUGAUGGUGUUAUGCAACAUGCCGGAGAUCUCUCUGGAAGUGGAGUACAUGAUGGAGCUUCUGGAAGGCUCUUGGCUUACAGGAGAAGGGGGUUACUAUCUGACAAGUCUCUAUGCUAGUUUGAGCCUGAUCCAGAGUCAACCAGAGGCUGUGCCACCAUGUGGCCUUACGAUCCAGGCCAGAGAGUCUCUUAAGGAAUGGAGUCGGCGUAGGAGCAACGAAACAAAUCACAAGGAAAACAAACUGCACCAGAAAUUUGUAAAGGUGCUGUUUCAAGAUGGAGAGAGUAGUAUGGUAAAAACUCUGAUGUGGAGGACUGGGGUCAGUGGUGAGGACAUGGCUCAGCUCUGUGCUGUGAAGUUUGCGGUGGACCGGCCCGAGGAUUACAGCCUAUACUGGAGAAAAGACGGACAGUUGAUACCUCUACCACUUAAUGCCCGGUUUCAAGACGUGCAGAGCAUGAGUGCAAGCGGGGUUCCCCUUAUCUAUCAGGCAUACAAUCAGGAUGAAAGAUCCCAGAAACUGACCAGAGGAGGUGCAGUGCAUCUCACAGAAAAUACUUUCUAAUAUCUGACUUUUGUGAGAGGUCAUAUGUGUCUUUUUUGUCUAAAAAGCAUGAGCAGUUUACAAUGAAUCACUUUUGCUUUAAAGGGAUAGUUCGCCCAAAAAUGAAAAUUACCUCAUGAUUUACUCACCCUCAAGCCAUCAGAGAUACAUUUGUCCAUCAUCUUUCAGACAAGCACAUUUGGAGUUAUUUUAGGAAAUGUGUCCUUCCAAGCUAUAUAAUGGUAGAAAACAGGGAUCACGGAAUAACUUCUGACUUUAAACCCCGCAAAAAGUGCAUCCAUCCUUCACAGAGGUAAUUCAAAUGGCUCCAAGUGGUUAAAGGGACAGUAGGAGUUUCUCAAUGUCAAGGAAGGAUCCUCGGAAGCCAGAAUUUCAAGAAUGCUACGUCAUUGACGUCUGUCGAAGGACUGUUCCAAUGUUGGGGAUCCUCGGUAUUUCAGCCAAGGACUGUGUCCUUCGUUCGAGAAAUAUCCCAUAUACAGGAAAGGAUGCAUAUGUGUAUCCUUCGCGCGCUGAAAUCACCCACAAUCCUAUGCGCGCAGCGCCGAAAGAACAGCUUUCAUUGAUGCAACAGUGAUCCGGCCAGGAUAUAGUCAUUUAAAAAGUGGAGUUGCAGCCCUCAACUGAUGUUUAUGUUGUCAUGUUGUGUAUUGGCCACCAGUUGUGUGAUUGCAGUACCAGUUUCGGCCACAAUCCUACAUACUGUUUCUUGUGAUCUUCUGUAGGUAAUCAAUAAGAUUUUUAUA
Molecule: messenger RNA, 3727 nt
Organism: Misgurnus anguillicaudatus (oriental weatherfish)
Lineage: Eukaryota; Metazoa; Chordata; Actinopteri; Cypriniformes; Cobitidae
Source: RefSeq, a predicted model, not a curated record